AUGAACCAAUCUCGCGUACAAUCGCCAGCACCUCACUCUUCUUCUAAAUUCUUUCAUCCCUACUUUACUCCAGCAGAGACCGAAUAUCUUUCGGAGAAACAACGCGGAAAGCUGUCCGUGACGCAGGAAGAACGCGUGAGGCAAAAUGCCUGCAACUUCAUUGAUACUCUCGGCGCACGCGUUGGAUUCCCGCGACGGACGAUUGCAACGGCGCAAAACCUGUACCACCGAUUUCAUCUCUUUUUCCCGCGUAAAGACUUCAACUAUGUCGAGGUUUCCCUUGCUGCACUAUACGUUUCGACCAAAAUGCAUGACACCUUGAAGAAGACGCGGGAGCUGCUAGCAGUGUCUUAUGCCAUCCGUUUCCCUGAGUUGGUCGCGAAAUCGAAGCACCCAGCCGGCAUCGUUGAUGUGGACAGCAUGGACCCUACCAUCGUCGAGAACGACAGGCAGAGGGUGUUGUCUAUUGAGCGGUUACUGCUGGAAACUAUCUGCUUCAAUUUUACGUCGCGGAUGCCCUUUCCGUAUGUAAUCAAGUUGGGCAAAGCAUUUGGAGCCAGCAAACAACUAACCAAGCUAGCCUGGCGGCUGACGAUUGAUUGCCAUCGUACCCUAGUACCGUUGCAAUUCCCCCCUCACAUCGUGGCUCUUGCUGCUCUCUAUAGUGCGGCCUUGCUCUCGUCGUUUGAACAGCCAGACGGGGAUAAAUCUGCCCAUGAGAUUGCGGAGGCUCUGGGUAGGAACGGCGACUGGGAGGAAAAAUAUCAGGUCCAGGUGGAUGAUCUUGAAGCCAUUGCGCAUACCUUGUUGGACAUGCUAAUUCAAGGGGCCCAAACACAAACACUCAAUACUUCACCCCGCACGCCCUCAUCACCGUCCACAAACCCAUCGCCUCGUACUUCACACCCUCUGGUUGAACCACAACCAUCGACGAUCCAAUGGAAUACGGAUCAGCUCAUACGAUUAAAAAUUGCGUUACGAGCAGCUGAGCACCCGCAAAGGCAACGCCAGCCUCUAGGAAGUGCAGACCCGAGUGCGCUUUACAGCGGUGACGACAUUGACUUGUUGGGAAGAAGUGAAGGGACUGUCAGGUUCUUAUUUGGCCCUCCAGGUACAAGCGACGAUUUUUAG
Molecule: messenger RNA, 1131 nt
Organism: Mycena indigotica
Lineage: Eukaryota; Fungi; Basidiomycota; Agaricomycetes; Agaricales; Mycenaceae
Product: Cyclin N-terminal domain-containing protein
Exons: 6
Coding region: 1-1131 (376 amino acids)
Biological process (GO): positive regulation of DNA-templated transcription, elongation; regulation of transcription by RNA polymerase II
Cellular component (GO): nucleus; cyclin/CDK positive transcription elongation factor complex
Molecular function (GO): cyclin-dependent protein serine/threonine kinase activator activity
Source: RefSeq, a predicted model, not a curated record